AUGUCUGCUGUACAUGACACCAUGUACAUAUCGAUGGAGAAGGAGGAGAAGAGUCAGAUGACAGAGAGGAUAUUAAACCUGACUCUGGAGAUCGUCUACCUGCUGACCGGAGAGAAAUAUGCUGCAGUGAAGAUAACGUGUAUUGAAGGUCUUUUACAAGGGAUGUAUCCAGCUAUGUCGGAACGAUGGGGCCGAAGCCAGAACUCCAUUGCAGUGCCUCCACUUCAUUCCCCAAGUCUUGAGAAAAAAAACAUAGAGAAGGUUGAAGAAAUCACCAACAAGCUCAUUGAGCUGCUGACUGAUGAGGUUCCUAUAAGGUGUCAGGAUGUCCCAGAGAGUAUCUCCAAGGAGAACAAAUAUCUAGAAGGACAUAAGGAUCUGUACAAGGAUGUCAUCAUAGAGGACCAACCGCCCCCCCCACGUCGCCGAAUGGAUCCAGUAACAGAAAUACCCCAGAGAGAUGUCCCUGUCCUCUAUAUUCCAGGGAUUCCACACAGGAAGAUCAGGAGAUCCUUCACCACGAUCAGGGCAUAGACCAGAUUAAAAUUGAAAUUAAAGAGGAAGAUGAAGAGACGUGUGUGAUGGAUGGUCAGCCGUACAAGGAGGAAGUUCACGAAGAGAUUGACACAGAGGAAGGCAACAACAAAAGAUCUUCAAUUGGAUGUCCUGUUUUACCUCCAGCCUGGGACACAGAUGAGGAUGACUCAAGAGAUUCCCUCAAAGUCCAUACAGCCUUCCACGAAGUAGACAGAUCGCCCAAUCCUGAAGAAUUUUCUCCUAAUUAUUCUCAAUCUCCCACCCCAAAUAUCCAUCAGGGA
Messenger RNA from Staurois parvus, 818 nucleotides. The record is from the annotation of a GenBank genome assembly. Lineage: Eukaryota; Metazoa; Chordata; Amphibia; Anura; Ranidae.